Messenger RNA from Phragmites australis (common reed), 2647 nucleotides. RefSeq names its product pentatricopeptide repeat-containing protein At1g09190-like. NCBI's taxonomy places the organism in Eukaryota, Viridiplantae, Streptophyta, Magnoliopsida, Poales, Poaceae. The record is from RefSeq and is a predicted model, not a curated record. Gene Ontology annotation, biological process: RNA modification. The transcript is spliced from 6 exons. Bases 75 to 1640 code for a protein of 521 amino acids. Gene Ontology annotation, molecular function: protein binding; RNA binding.
UAUGGCCCACCGUUCACUGGGCCCACAGCCCAUUUCAUACCACUCGUUGCGCAACGUCUCAAACGCCGACGCCGAUGGCGCCCUCCGCCGGGGAGCCCUCGUCCUCGCCGUCCUUUGCCUCCGCCAUCACCACCCCAGACGGGUGGCACCCCCGCACGGCGGAGCGCCGCCUACUGCACCUCCUCCACCACUGCCCCACCGCGCGCCGCCGCCCGCUCGAGCUCCUCGCCAUCGCCGUCCGCCACGCGCUCCCCUCCUCACCGCCGUCCCCGCACCACCACUUCCUCGCGGCCCUCCUCCUCCUCUCCUCCCCGCCGACCCCCGCGCUGCCCCUUCUCCGCCUCGUCCCUCCCGAUCCUCCGCCCCCGCUCUCGCUCCUCAACGCCGCCGUCAAGGCCCUCUCCGCCUCCUCCUCGCCGGGACUCGCCUUCCGUCUCCUCUCCUCCCUCCGCCGCCUCCACGCGCCCGAUCGCCUCUCCUUACUCCCCCUCCUCGGCUCCGUCUCCUCCUUGCCCCUCCUCUCCGCGCUCCAUUCCCUCCUCCUCCGCCUCGGCUUCCUCUCCCACCACGCCAUCUCCCUCGCGCUCCUCAAGCCCUACCCGUUGCCGCAGGUCCGCGUCUUGUUCGACGAAAUGCCGCAGAAAAACAGGUGCACCGUUGCCUACAACACUCUCAUCACGACCUACCUCAAGGCCAAGGAUAUACGCGCCGCGCGCCACCUGUUCGACGAAAUGCAGCGGUACAAGCGCUCCAGGAGGAGUGUGGUUUCUUGGAACCUAAUGAUCGCGGGGUGCGCGCGGUGCGGGCGGGAUGACAUGGCGGUGUGGUGUUUCGAGAGGAUGGUCGGGGAGGGGGAGGUGGCGCCUGAUGAUGGGACCCUGGCGGCUGUGCUACCGGCUUGCGGGAGGACAGGGAGUGUUGGGUUAGGGAGGUGGGCGCAUGAGUAUGCACGAAAGACUGGUUUGCUGGACAGGACGGUUAAUGUUGCUAAUGCUGUGGUGGAUAUGUACUGCAAAUGUGGUGAUGUUGGUAGCGCAAUGGAGGUGUUUAAGGGGAUGCUACAGCGGAGUGUGGUGAGCUGGAACACCAUGAUUGCAGGGUUUUCGUUGAAUGGACAUGGGGUUGAUGGGAUUGAGGUGUUCAAGGAGAUGCGGAAUCAUGGAAUGGAGCCUAACGCAGUGACAUUCUUGGGGGUGCUUGGGUGCUGUGCGCAUUCUGGGGCGGUGGAUGUCGGGCGGGAAAUCUUCCAGAGCAUGCAGUCGGAGCAUGGAGUUGAGCCAGCAAUUGAGCAUUACGGGUGUAUGGUGGAUUUACUUGGAAGGUCUGGCCUUCUUGAGGAGGCACAUGCACUGAUUCAAGGGAUGCCAAUGAAGCCUAAUGCUGCGAUAUGGGGAGCACUUCUAAGCGCAUGCCGUGCCCAUGCUGGGCUCGGCAUUGCUGAGGUGGCUCUGAAAGAGCUUAUCAAUCUUGAACCAUGGAACUCGGGGAACUAUGUGCUGUUGUCCAAUCUUUAUGCGGAAACAGGACGGUGGGAGGAGGCAGGGGAGGUGAGGAGAGUGAUGAGGAGGAUGAGUGUGAAUAAGGCUCCAGGUCAGAGCUUAAUCGAAGAAGACGGGUUUCAGCUGACAAAUGCAUGCUAACAGCCAACUCUGUGGAAAUAAACUUUUAGCUUGGAAGGUUAACUGCAGAGAGGGCCUGUAAAGGAAAAGCUCCAUGUGUCAACCAAUCUUAUCAAGAGAUGCAUACUAGUAUUUGCAGAUUCGUGCCAAGCAUGCAGCUGCAAAUAUAUCCAUGGUGCGUGGCAGUGUGACAGGUGAAGAUGAUGGGGAGAAAAGCUGGUGGGGAGCUGCAAUGAAGUUGAUUAUCCGGUCAAAGACACUCAAAAGUCCACACGCAUGCUGCUGCUCCCAGCAAGACAGCAUGGCGCCUUUCCUUUCACCCUGCCCCUGCUGCACCACCCCCACCCCUGUGUUCACGGUGCCCUGCCUGCCUCGACGGACGGCGACACGGCACCUUGCUUUGGAAAGGAGCGAGACGCAUGGCCGCAUGGGUGCGGUGGCACUGUGGUGAAGGGAAGGAGGAGCCGGCAGCAGCUGCGUGCAAAGUGCGUGCUGGUGACUGUUCAGUUCAGGAUGGAAGUUGCGUUGCACUGCAGCUGUGGUUGUGGAUGUGGACUUUACCAAGCUGUCAACUCCAUCGGAAAGCCGUGCUGAUUUCUUGCCUUCGCAUCACGCGCAUGCAUGCUGCGCUGAGGAACUUGCAGUUGUAGGACAAGCAUCCAAGCUGCAAGGCUCCAGCUUAGGGAAAGAGUUGAUCCAAAAACAACUGCUUUUUAACUGGAAAAACAUUCGAGAUGAGAGUGGAAGGGGAGCUUAGCUGAAAGGGACAGGUUUACCGUGAAGGAACUGAUGAAGCUGAAACAGAAAUUGUACGGUAGCUGAGCACCAGCUACUGGUAAAACCUGCAAGAAUCACUUCGACUUCUUCCAAACUUGUUAAGGGAAGAAGAAUUUAGCGAAGGGAAACUGAAGAGAGGAAUUUUGCAGUAAGCAAAACAAACAUGCUAGACAGUUCCGGAACACCAAAUUGUAGUAAAGCUUCACUGUUUCAGAUUGUGGAAACAGCAAAAGGAUUGGUUAAAGUUGAAA